AUAGGCUGCCCAUUUGUCCCACCGAGAGCAGUACGUAAGAGAAUCACUCACUCGGUCCGUGAGCACCUUCUUAACUUAUUUCUGGAGCGCAGUCGUCGGUGCGGUCCAUUUCUUUCUGUACUUCUUCAGGUUUGUGUGCGUUUGGCGCGUGCUUCAACCAUCAAAAUGGUAGCCCUAAAAAAACAGAAAAAGACCAUGGAGGGUAUCAACUCCAGGCUGGCUUUGGUCAUGAAAUCGGGGAAGUAUGUCUUGGGGUACAAACAAACGCUCAAGUCUUUACGUCAGGGCAAAGCCAAACUUGUCAUCAUCGCAAACAAUACCCCCCCUUUGAGAAAAUCAGAAAUCGAGUACUAUGCCAUGUUGGCUAAAACAGGUGUUCAUCAUUAUACGGGCAAUAAUCUUGAACUAGGAACUGCUUGUGGAAAAUACUUUCGCGUGUGUACUCUUUCUAUCACCGAUCCAGGAAAUUCUGAUAUAAUUAAGUCCACUCCUACGGGCGAUCAAGCUUAAGUAUUUGUUAUAUGAAUUCAUCUAAAAAAUAAAAAAAAUAAACCUUAAUGGAAUCAA
This is a messenger RNA of Orussus abietinus, 567 nucleotides long. RefSeq names its product 60S ribosomal protein L30 (gene RpL30). Gene Ontology annotation, cellular component: cytosolic large ribosomal subunit. The record is from RefSeq and is a predicted model, not a curated record. Bases 166 to 510 code for a protein of 114 amino acids. Gene Ontology annotation, molecular function: RNA binding; structural constituent of ribosome. The transcript is spliced from 4 exons. NCBI's taxonomy places the organism in Eukaryota, Metazoa, Arthropoda, Insecta, Hymenoptera, Orussidae.